AGCCAAAGCGUUCUGCCGUUUGUGCUGGAUCACAUGCUAUACCAGGAAUACCUGGCAUUCCUGGGUCGGCUGGAAAAGAUGGAAUGACUGGUGCAAAAGGAGAAAUGGGUUCUCCAGGCCCUGUUGGACCGACAGGAGCGGACAGUGGAGUGUAUUCUAACUGGAAGCAAUGUGGUGGGACCGGGAAGAUAGCAAAGAAAACGGAUUGAUAAAGGUUUGUAUUAAUGCGAAGUGAACUAUACAUGAAGUAAAUUAAAGCAUGCAAGGGCGCUCGUCCGUUCAUUCUUGUAACAACACAACUUUAAAAUAUUUGGAAUGGAUGUGUCAGAGCUUAUAAAUACAAACUUUCUUUUCCUCACCUGUUUCGUUCAACAUUUGAUAGCAGAAUUAUUGCCCUCGAAAACAUUUUGUUGAUUUUUACCCUCAAGGAAUGUCGAUUCAAAAAGUACAACAGAAAUUCUUCACUGAAAGUCUUCUAUGGAGGUAAUUUACGUAUAUACAACUGUAACGCUAGUUGCAAACGUUGGUAUUUCACAUUCAAUGGAGCCGAGUGCAAGAAACCAUUAGCUAUUGAUGGUGUUUUUUACCUGUCAAAGGGGGCAGGACAACAUGGAAAUCUUCAUCGCCACCGUCACAUUGAAGGAUACUGCAAUGAAAUUCCCAACGGCAUCGUCCGUGUUGGUUUCUGGGUGGGAAAUUGUAAGGGUUUUGGAAAUGCUAAUGCAAACUCUGGUUGGAACUCGAUAUCUCGUAUUGUGAUUGAAGAAGUUCCACCACCGCAAGCUUGACUGAUUAACUCGAUGUUAGAAAAUGAUAUGCAAUGAAUGUACUAUCCCGUUGUGAUUUGAAAAUUUUCAGAGUAGUUGGCUUCAAUAGUUUUAUUUAGUAAAUGUUGAAUGAUAUUCAAUAAUAAUUUGUAGUCGUUGAA
Molecule: messenger RNA, 928 nt
Organism: Paramuricea clavata
Lineage: Eukaryota; Metazoa; Cnidaria; Anthozoa; Malacalcyonacea; Plexauridae
Source: the annotation of a GenBank genome assembly